Peronospora farinosa is the source of this 1317-nucleotide messenger RNA. The record is from the annotation of a GenBank genome assembly. NCBI's taxonomy places the organism in Eukaryota, Oomycota, Peronosporomycetes, Peronosporales, Peronosporaceae.
AUGAGUUAUAAUAACCGACGCGGAGGCUUUGGUGGUCGUAGUCGUGGACGUGGUAACCGUGGUGGACGAGGUGCCUAUGGAAGUAAUCGUGGUGGUUACAGUGGUGGUUCAUCUGUAGGAAACGAGGUGUGCAGACGCUUUAUGGACAGUGGCAAGUGCGAUUUCGAACAGACAUCGGGUGGUCGAUCGUGUCGUUAUCCACAUUUUGUCAAGACAAUUGGUGAAACACGUGGUCAUAAUGGACCAAUUAAAGACGUGACAAUGUGGAUGGAGAGACAACAACUUUUUACAUGCUCAGCAGACGCGAGUAUUAAGCUCUGGGACUGUGCAACGUGGCAGGAAGUUACGACCAUUAAUGUACAAGACGCGCUACCUCCAUCAUCUGCUUCUAAAAGCAGUACUACUAUUGGUAAUACCAAUGGAGGAAAUCGACGAGACAAAGUGCCUCAUACUGAAGGGGUUGUAGCACUUGUGCUUUGUGGCCCUUUUCUAUUUGCAGGUUUUGAAGGGCGGUUUCCACCUAAUCCAAAGGUAUCGGUCGGUAUGGUGAGAGGAUGGAACCUUGAAAACCCACAGACUCUACCAUAUGAGUUUGUAGUAUCGGAGGCGAUGCCAUUUGCACACAAAAUGAAUGUGCAGGCGUUGGCAGUGGCCACGGACAGGACGGGCAAUGCGACGUUGUUUAGUGGUAGUGCGGACGGAUGUAUUCGGUACUGGCAGAUGGAUACGGCAAUUAACCAGUUUAAAUGUGGCGGUGUGAUGGAGGGACAUGUGCGUGGAGUAACGAGACUUAAGACGUUUGCAGUGGGAGGUGUAUCCAUCUUGGCGUCGGCGAGUGUCGACUCGACGAUUCGGCUUUGGGACUUGGCGACGUAUCAAUGUGUCAAGGUACUUUCGGCUGAGGAAAAUGGACACACGGAAGCCGUCAUGGAUCUCGAAUUCUGGGUGAAUAAUAAUGAGACGUUUCUCAUGAGUGGCAGCUUGGACUCGGAGAUUAUUGUGUGGGGUCUCACGCCACCGUUCCAGCAGCUGUUUAAAGAAACGCAGGACUCGCAGGUCACCGCGCUUUGUGGCAUGCAGGAUGCCGUACAAGCUCCGAUUCUUCUAAUUGGCAUGGCGGAUGGUACGAUUUCAGUGAAAGAGCUGCCGUCGUUUGCGUAUAAGACGACAUUGGGCGCCGAUUUGAAUCACGGUCACCAGGAUGCUGUGCGGCGCAUCACCAUUGGUCCAAGCAAUACGUUCUUCUCCACUGGCAAUGACCGCAAAAUGAUUGCCUGGCAGAUCACUGGCGAUGCCGCCUCAAUCCAGUCCAAGUGA